Molecule: messenger RNA, 3597 nt
Organism: Tuber aestivum (summer truffle)
Lineage: Eukaryota; Fungi; Ascomycota; Pezizomycetes; Pezizales; Tuberaceae
Source: the annotation of a GenBank genome assembly
AUCCUCAACAACCACAAACUUCUACUCUGCUCUGACCUACCCUAUCGCUUUACCUGUAGCACUCGACCCUCUGCGGCAUGCCUGGGAGGCUGCUGUCCGACUCGGUUACUUCACUCGCCAUGACUUCCUCGACCUCAACAGCCGGUGUCACAACCGUCGCCGCAUCCGCUCCCGUAGUCAUCCCUUCCUCACCAUCACCCACCCCAGGCCUACCUACUACGGCAAUAACAACAACCGCUACACAACCACCACCACCUCCCACUCUGUCCUCACCCACUCUGGAGCUCGCAGCUGCCCUUGCUAUUGAUGCCCAGCCGAAUACUGACAGUUUAGAGACUUCAACCUCAAACAUGUCGGUCCAAGAUCAUGACAGGGACGCUACUGUGGAUUCAAUCUCGCAGAGAGUUUCACUGACGUUACAAGAACAUGCCCAACAUGCACAACAAUCGAUUAAACAGCAGCAGGAUUUGGAGCAAUUACAACAGGUGGCUCAGCAACAGCAACAGUCCCAAAAUCAGCUUUCUUCCUCCUUACCGCCACCACCGCCUCAGGAGCAGCAGCAACAGCAACAGCAGCAGAUCCAGCAGCAGCAGGAGGCAUCACCGGCUCCUAGUGGUGGUCAAGUUUGCAGGUAAGGUUUUGUCAUUUAUUUGUAUAUUUGCUUUUGUUUCUUUAUUUCUAGGUUUGAUUUUUUCACCCUUCCUCUUUUUACUCUCCCCUAUUUUUCUUCUAUUCUACCGGGUCCGGGAUUGUGCUCAUAUCUUCCUGGAUGGGAAUGCAAACAGCAAUUGCCGCACUACACGUACGCCUCUUUGGCGCCGUGCACCGGACGGCCAAACUAUUUGCAACGCCUGCGGGCUGUAUUUGAAGGCGAGAAAUCAAUCACGCCCUACAAAUCUAAAAAGACCCCCUCACGGCUCUACUAUAGGCUCUCUUCAGUCUUCACUGGGAGCCACCUAUGUUGCUGCCGACCAGGUCGCUUCGGGAACCUGUCCGGGUGGGGGUAAAUGCAAUGGGACUGGAGGAGCGCAGGAAUGCAAUGGGUGCCCUGCUUUCAACAAUAGAGUCAGCAAAGCAGCACAGUUCACUAUGGCAACCUCGGCGAAUGGAAAUGGGAUUCCCAUGGACCCAGCGCUGACCAGCCAAGACGUUACUCCACUGUGUCCUUCUGCUCCGGUGCAACAGACUCAGCAGCAGCAGCAGCAAUCCCAACGACAGCAACCUCAACAGGCUCAGCAAUCGCAACGGGCCCCGCAAUCUCAACGACCAACUCAAAUCCGUCAGCCAUACACGCAGGCUACGGUUGUUAGGACAGGUUCCCCCACGAAUACUACGGUUGUCGUGGCAUGCCAGAAUUGCGGGACAACCAUCACACCGUUAUGGCGCAGGGAUGAGAGUGGUCAUACAAUUUGCAAUGCGUGCGGUGAGUUAUAAUUAUUUCAGCUCAGCCAAUCCUCCCGUGUGGUUUUCUUAUCAGAUCGUACGAUGCGAAUUGCGAGAGGCGUUUAAUAUUCACGAUUAGCCGAAGGCAGUAAAGUGGUCUUCCUGUUCAUGUCGUGUCACCCCUAACCCUUGAUCUGAUUUGAUUUCGAUUGAUAAUCACAUCACUCUGCACCGUAAUCGGGUUAAUCAGAUAUGCUUUUCCGAGGCAUUUUUAUCUUAUUUUAAACCCCCCUGUGCUUUUGUAUUUCUGUUAUACUUGAUUAGUGCGACCUUUCCUUUUUUUUUUUUCGCUUCUCGUAUUUAUUGCUUUUUCCUUUUCGGUUUCCGUUGGUGGGACGGAAAGCUAAUGAUUGAACGAUUGCUGAUUUCUGCGAUGAAGGUCUCUACCAUAAGCUCCAUGGCGUACAUAGGCCGGAGGCCAUGAAAAAGAGUGUCAUUAAACGGCGAAAACGAGUCGUUGCUCCGUCAAAUGGAAACCACAAUACUAGUCCGGCCCCCCCUCCUGCAGCUACCUCAGGAAAUGAAUUUCACCAACAACUGUCGGCGCAAACCCCGACACCUGCCGGCAGGACAGACUCAUUCUCGGUAGUCCAGCAGCAGGGACAGCAUGGUCCACAGACGACUAAUGUAUCGGACGAUGACACGGUGAUGACUGACGCAAAUGAGAAUUCUUUGAGGCAGUUGCAACAUCCCGACCCUGAGCAAAGACAAUACCCCCCACUCGUGGAUUUUACAGGGGCAUUCCGUAAAUCCAAAACCGAUAAUAAUAACCCAGUGUCUACCGCUGAAGUGGAUCCGAAUCAGACAUCCAUUCCCUCUCGUCUAUCCGGCUCCUCUACCGCUCUCUCCCAGUUAUCCGCUGAUACCCCUUCACAACCACGCAAACGUUCUCUAUCAGUUGCGGAAGCUGACGGUGAUAAUCAACGUACUCAUUCUAUCAAUUCGAUAUUAAACCCUCACGGUCAAAUGAGCAACGUACCCAUCGAACCUAGCCUCCUCGCUCUCGGCGUAAACGACAACGAAACACUUCUCACUGCCGAGCAAAAGAGGCAGUUGCUCCUCCAACGCAAGAACUAUCUCGAGCGCGAGACCAAGCGUAUUAAGGCAGAGAUGGAAGAAUGCGACAAGGAAUUGGAGAAGUUGGCAACUACAGCGUCUGCCAACACAGUGGCUGACGAGAUUGUGAUCAUGGCGAACGGGAUUUCCACCCCCAACGGAUUCUAGAGGUAUCCGUUCUUAGGAUUCGAUGUUUAUAUCUAGUUCGCUUCUUCCGCACCUUCCUUGUUGCCUUCGCGAACGCUUGGGUGGGGGAGUAUCGAAACCAUAAAUUAAAUGGUUGGGAUUCAGACAGACCCAAUAGCCUUGGAAGCUUUGGGUCUUUGGCAUGUUUUGGCUUUUUCAUCAUUUUCCAUCAAUGAUUCCUUUCGGGUUCUGGUGUGCUCAUUGUUUUUUUUUACUUUUGAUUUCGUAACUAGUUCUUGCUGGCGCGUGUUCCUGUAUCCCAUACACUCACUUUGCCUCACACAUACCCGCCCUCCCGCGUCUCCUUGCCCACUCUUUAUCUUUUUAGUGCCCUGAUGGGAAGCUCCUCUUCUACUCUUUCUCCUUCGCUCUCCUUCGCUCUCUUUCCGUAUUCUCAUCCCGAAUGCAACGUUGUGCGUGCGAGAAUCUGGUCAGCCGGUGAGGCGUUCAGUUUAGUUCAGUUAGGUUUAGUCUUUUCUCGAGUAUAUAGCUCACUCCAUUCCUCUCACUUCAUCUUUCUAUCCCUGGAGCAUAUGUGACCACAGGGAAUUGUUUUACUGUACUUUAUCUUUUUCUUGCUUCAUGCAUCAUUUCCUGUUGUUCUUGCUUUCCUAUUCUGUCUUUGUGAAUCCCUAGCUAGGGGAGGGGGGGGGAUUGUACUUUACAGCUUUCGUUGAUAAUGAACGGUGUUUGCUAGUCAUGGUGCGUCACUCGGGAGUAGUCCGUUUUGCCUUUUAGAAUCUACGACUCUCGUGGCCGCGUCGUUUAGCCGGUGAGAGGGGUGCAAAUGGGGUGACGAAUUAGACAGGGAAAUGCGGGGAGGUGAAGGUAGGGGUUGGAGUCUUGUUUGAACUGUGAAUUAGGAAUAAAGGAUAGAACUCCCGGCACGGCAUGAUACCGUGUUUCGAGGGG